UUCUUUAUUUUUAGGCCAGUGUAUUUGGCCGGAAGUUACAACCUGAUCCUUCUAAAAUCUAGAUUACAACCAGACUCGAAUCUACUCUAGAUCUAGACGAGAGUGAGUUGCAUUCUGCUUGACAAUUAAAGACACUAGUGCUAUAGAAUGUCAAGUCCACAAGACAUCCCACAGACUCAAGCGUUCAACAAUGCUCAGAUUUCUGAGUCUCCUGGCAGAAGGUUUCUCAUACCUAGUCCUAUUCCAACAAGGAGAACAAGAACAAAAUCUAUGUCGGAGCGAGCAGCUGAAGGUCCAACUUGUAAAGGUGUAGUCAAAAGUUUCUGUAGACAAAAAGGUCAUGGAUUUAUCCACCAAGAAGAUGGCAAAAAGGAAGACAUAUUUGUCCACAUUUCAGACAUUGAAGGUGAAUGGGUGCCUAAAGAAGGUGAUCAUGUGACUUUUAAAACAGUGACAAUCCCACCAAGAAAUGAAAAACUUCAAGCUGUCCAUGUAGUGAUCACACAUUUGAAGCCUGGAGUACUGCAUGAAAGAUGGGAUUCUCCUGUGCCGACAUCACCAGAAAAAUAUGCAGAUUAGUUAGCUUUUUAAAAUGUACAAACUACUAAAAACUGGAAUGCUUAAAAUCCAAGAUUUAAAAUUUUCUAGGAGCUAAUACAUUUUUUGCACUUUGAUCAUUUUGCUAUAAAGAUGUCUAUUAAAGUUACAUCUAAAUUUUUUCAACAUUAAUUUGAAUGUUGUUUGCAAAUACGUACAUUCAAAAAUUAAUAACAGUAAAGGAUGAUGAUGCAAUUAAACAGGAUAUAUGCAAAAUGAUUUUGAUAGCAAAUUAAUAGCAUUCAUUUAAAUAAUAGGGCGACUGUCUUUUUUUUUUCUUGGCUCGAAAACCUGGAUUGUAAACUAUGUUUUUAUCAUGUUAAAUUUUUACACAUUUUUUAUUUCUUAAACAAGUUUAUAUAUGUAUAUUUUAUUUUUUUUUUGCAUUUAUGUCUCUUUGGUGAGUUUCAGUUACUUGUUACGCAUUUUGUACAAAAAUGUAUUGUUGACAUUUUCUUCCAUAUUCUCUUGAUCAUUUCUGUGUCAGUUUUGACAAUGGUUGUUUCUUUACUUUGGAAAAGUCUUAUGGGUCCAGGAAAGGUUUGAACAGCGUUGCCUGCAUAAAGCCACCAAUAAUUCUGAUUAUGACGGGUCUCAUCUAAAGUUAAGAAUUAUUUGUGCUCACUGAAUUAGUAUUAUUUACAUUUCAUUAAGUACUAUUAAAGAAAUUUGAAAGAAAAAACAUUAGUAGUCAUAUUGUUUUUAUAGUCAUCAUUAGUUGUAUGCAAUAUAAACAUAAUAUGUAUAUAGCUCACCAAUCAUAGCAGUGUUGUGUUUCAAACUAUUUGUUCUUAUAAUUUUGUACAGCUGGUAACAACUUUGAUACUGUUAUCUUCUUCAGUCACUAAAUCAACUGUAGAUGUGUAUACCAAUAACACAACAGUGUUCCACUAACAAAUCAUUAUUGUGCUGUAUUAUUGUAUUACUAAAUAUACUUGCAAUAUAUCUUAUAGUAAUUGUUUGUCCUUACUUAAGCUGACAGGCUAACUAACUCAACAGCAAUACUUGUUGCCAUUUUGUCAUUGUUUCAUCAGAUUUAAUUCCACCCAAAAUGAAAAGCUCUCAUUCAAGAAAUUAGAACUAUCUUUUGACAUAAAAGUAUUUGAUUACAAAGAGUAGGCCCAGUAGUACUUAUGAUUGACAAGAGAGAAAAGAAUACUAUUUAGUUUCAUUUGUUAAUGAGUGAAUGGAAGGCAUGCACUUUUUCCUUGCUGAGUGUAAUGUUUAGACGAGUGAUUUUGAAGUGCCUAACUUGUAAGAAAUAAAUGCUGGAUUACAAAAUGUAA
Molecule: messenger RNA, 1883 nt
Organism: Biomphalaria glabrata
Lineage: Eukaryota; Metazoa; Mollusca; Gastropoda; Planorbidae
Product: calcium-regulated heat-stable protein 1-like
Exons: 4
Coding region: 148-579 (143 amino acids)
Biological process (GO): regulation of mRNA stability
Cellular component (GO): cytoplasm
Molecular function (GO): mRNA 3'-UTR binding
Source: RefSeq, a predicted model, not a curated record